AUUUUAUAUUCCCAUACCAAACACCCCCUUAAUCUCAAUUUGAGACGGUCCCCGCCAAAGUUUUGGCACUACUUUCAUUUCUUGUUCAACAAUCUAUGACAUCUCAGAUUCUACUCAAAUAAAUUGUUCCAUUUUCUCGACGCUUUUCUGCUUCGACACUUCUCACUCUCAGAAUCCAAAAUCUCACUGGAGUUUACCUCAUUCUUCGUCACUUUAAUCAGAUCCUUGGCAUAAUUUUUCUGCUAAACGUUGAUUUUUCGAUACCUUCUAGCCUUCUCCCGCCGUCGCCUUUGCCGUUGACGCCAAAUCAAUCUUCCGGGUAGUCCGUCAUUUGUUGCAACUGCAAGUUUCAUCUCUCAAUGGGGGACAGCCAAUACUCCUUCUCUCUCACUACUUUCAGUCCUUCUGGUAAGCUGGUGCAAAUCGAGCACGCUCUAACUGCUGUUGGAUCUGGGCAGACUUCUCUUGGCAUCAAGGCUGCUAAUGGUGUUGUUAUUGCUACUGAAAAGAAACUUCCUUCAAUCCUGGUGGAUGAAGCAUCUGUUCAAAAAAUUCAAAUUUUGACACCUAACAUUGGAGUUGUUUACAGUGGCAUGGGUCCUGAUUCUCGUGUUCUAGUCCGUAAAAGUAGGAAGCAGGCAGAACAGUAUUAUAAACUCUAUAAGGAACAAAUCCCUGUUACACAACUUGUCCGGGAAACUGCUGCUGUCAUGCAAGAAUUCACACAAUCAGGUGGUGUAAGGCCUUUUGGGGUAUCUCUUUUGAUUGCUGGAUUUGAUGAAAGUGGUCCACAAUUGUACCAGGUGGAUCCCUCUGGUUCAUAUUUCUCUUGGAAGGCUUCAGCAAUGGGAAAGAACGUCUCCAAUGCUAAGACUUUUCUCGAGAAAAGGUACACGGAUGAUAUGGAACUUGACGAUGCUGUUCAUACAGCUAUAUUGACGCUGAAGGAAGGUUUUGAAGGCCAAAUAUCAGGGAAAAAUAUUGAGAUAGGAAUCAUUGGUACGGACAGAAAGUUCAGAGUUCUAACACCAACGGAAAUUGACGACUACCUGGCUGAAGUUGAAUAAAUCGCAUUUCAAGUAUAAUCUGCUGUAUUUUCCGAGUUCCUGGCACAAUGCUGAUUUACGUAGAUUGGUUCUGAUCCUCCUAGUGGCUGCUACUCUGACUGGUAGCAGAAUCCAGAAUCAAAAUUAAGCUUGUAGUGACAUUAAAUUAGAGACGAACUAUGUGGACGUUAAAUUAGCAGUUCAUCACCCUUUUAUAAAAGUAGACUAUUUGUAAUUUUAAUCACUAACAGCAACGAAAUUAUUUUGUUUCUAAAUCAUCGUCACAACCCUAAUAUUGUUUGUAGUGCCAUAUUUACCGAAUACCAAAUAAAAGUUGUAAUUGCGAUGGUAAAAAGCAGCAAACAAGCGUUUGUUGCCAUUUUAUCGGAGACGAUCUCGUGACGGACCAGUGACGAUAAAACUUUUUGUACUUUUACCUUAUCUGAAUUACAUCUGACCUAUUAUUAAGGCAAUAAUUUGAUUUUAACUUUAUAGAUAUCCUAUAUCACUCGAUUUAAAGUGACUCGAGACCCUAACCGAAUUUAAUCGAUAUCAAUAUGACCUAAUAUCAUCAUCACCCGCAAAUGACAUGACUUAAUAUAACAUAACUCACACUUGUCCGAACUUGAUAUCAAAUAAAUUCGCAACU
Messenger RNA from Amaranthus tricolor (Joseph's coat), 1695 nucleotides. Its product is annotated as proteasome subunit alpha type-2-B-like. Gene Ontology annotation, biological process: ubiquitin-dependent protein catabolic process. Lineage: Eukaryota; Viridiplantae; Streptophyta; Magnoliopsida; Caryophyllales; Amaranthaceae. Gene Ontology annotation, cellular component: proteasome core complex; proteasome core complex, alpha-subunit complex. Bases 360 to 1067 code for a protein of 235 amino acids. The transcript is spliced from 12 exons. The record is from RefSeq and is a predicted model, not a curated record.